GCUCUUCGGUUGAGGGAAGAUGGUCGGCCGGAACAGUGCCAUCGCCGCUGGUGUCUGCGGGGCUCUUUUCAUCGGGUACUGCAUUCACUUGGACCGCAAGAGACGGAGUGACCCCAACUUCAAGAACAGGCUUCGAGAACGAAGAAAGAAACAAAAACUUGCCAAGGAGAGAGCUGGACUUUGCAAGUUACCUGACCUUAAAGAUGCCGAAACUGUUCAGAAAUUCUUCCAUGACGAAAUACAGCUUGGUGAAGAGUUGCUAGCCCAAGGCGAAUAUGAGAAAGGUGUGGACCAUCUGACA
Molecule: messenger RNA, 301 nt
Organism: Ailuropoda melanoleuca (giant panda)
Lineage: Eukaryota; Metazoa; Chordata; Mammalia; Carnivora; Ursidae
Product: mitochondrial import receptor subunit TOM20 homolog
Exons: 1
Biological process (GO): intracellular protein transport; protein import into mitochondrial matrix; protein targeting
Cellular component (GO): mitochondrial outer membrane translocase complex
Molecular function (GO): transmembrane protein transporter activity
Source: RefSeq, a predicted model, not a curated record